AUGAGUCGUCUGUCCGCUUCUGUGACGCUGCUGCUUCUAGCGCUGCUGCUUUUGUCGUCGCCGUUAUCCGCAGCUGUGGUGAACGCGGAUGCCGCGGAUGAGAAGUCGCGCUACGACCACCUCCAGAUGCUCACGGUGGCGGACCUGAAGCAGAUGCUGCACGAAAAGCGGCAGCCAUUCCUCCACCUGCGCACAAAGAAUGAGCUCAUCAACGCCCUGGUGGAGGUUGAGAAGAAGGAGGAGCUCAUCAACUCCAUCCAGCAGGGGGACUCGAUGAAGCAGCGGAAGCCCCAUGUACUCCGCGUGGAGUACUGCUCCGGCUGA
Trypanosoma grayi is the source of this 324-nucleotide messenger RNA. RefSeq lists its product as hypothetical. The record is from RefSeq and is a predicted model, not a curated record. The transcript has a single exon. The coding region runs from base 1 to 324 and encodes 107 amino acids. NCBI's taxonomy places the organism in Eukaryota, Euglenozoa, Kinetoplastea, Trypanosomatida, Trypanosomatidae.